This is a messenger RNA of Saccostrea echinata, 891 nucleotides long. Its product is annotated as macrophage mannose receptor 1-like. The transcript has 5 exons. NCBI's taxonomy places the organism in Eukaryota, Metazoa, Mollusca, Bivalvia, Ostreida, Ostreidae. The coding region runs from base 1 to 891 and encodes 296 amino acids. Gene Ontology annotation, molecular function: signaling receptor activity. The record is from RefSeq and is a predicted model, not a curated record.
AUGGCUAAGCUACGGAUUCAGUUGUUACCUGUUUGUUACACAUACAAGGUCCGAUUGGAGCGGGGCAAGAGAGAUUUCUGGAUUGGCGGCAGGAAAUUAAGGGGUACUUGGAUGUGGGAUUCUUCACAUACCUCUCUACAAUACUAUACUAACUGGGGAAGUGGGGAGCCGAACGACAGAUACAGUGAAGAAAGUUGUAUUGAAAUGUAUCACCAUGACAAUUACCAAUGGAAUGACGAAGCGUGCUACGAACAUAACUAUUUCAUCUGUGAGCAACCAUACAUUCACGGGCCUUAUGUACCAGUAGUACCGACCACAACAAAAUUAUGGUUCACCUGGCAGAUCGUUACUGAUAAGCCUUAUGUACCACCAACUACUGCAACAACCACAAGCACCACAACUUCUACUACCACCACGACCACGCCCGUCCCACCAACCACAAAACACCUACAGAUGGUCACACUGCCACACAGCCCACAAAACUCUCAGCAUACGAGUUGUCAAAGCGAUUGGAUAAGGUUCGAUACCAGCUGCUAUCUUUUCGCAAAAGACAUCACAUACGACUGGGUUGAAUCGGGGCACUUUUGUUCACUCUUUGGCGCAUCUUUGGCAUCUAUAGAAACGGAAAUGGAAAAUAAUUUUAUAAGACAACAUUUGCUUAACAUUGGAAGACCUGUUGACUUUUGGGUUGGUGGAACAGACAUUGUUACAGAGGGCGAUUGGAAAUGGAUUACGUCACAAAAGCCAGUGAUGUAUUCGGAUUGGUAUCCUGGAAAGCCUAGCGAUUUUCAUCACAAUGUAAACUGUCUUGAACUGCUUCAUAAUUACCAGUAUCACUGGAAUGAUCAAGACUGUCAUGUUGUUAACCACUUUAUCUGCGAAAUGCCGUAA